This is a messenger RNA of Daldinia childiae, 477 nucleotides long. RefSeq lists its product as uncharacterized. Bases 1 to 477 code for a protein of 158 amino acids. Lineage: Eukaryota; Fungi; Ascomycota; Sordariomycetes; Xylariales; Hypoxylaceae. The record is from RefSeq and is a predicted model, not a curated record. The transcript has a single exon. Gene Ontology annotation, biological process: protein transport.
AUGUCGGAACUCAUAGAUCUAGUCACCCAUCUAUUCGAAUCGAUAUCCGAGCUCUAUACGCUGGUUCGAGACCGCUUUAGCAAUAACAUCAGCGAGUCAUUUACGUCUAUGACGGCGAAGGAAUGGAUUCGGCUAGUCAUCAUCGUUGGUGCAUAUGCAUUACUACGACCGUAUAUCAUCAAACUCGGCGCCAAGCACCAAGAAAAGCAGCUCGAGAAACAGUUUGCAGAAGAAGACGCAAAGCAAGCGGAAAUAUCGCCUAAUCAAUUACGCGGCGAAGUCGGUAUACCUGAAGAUAGCGACGACGAUAACGAGGAACAAGCAGAAACUACGGCUUCGGAUUGGGGAAAGAAGGCACGGAAGCGCCAGAGGAAUAUGAUAAAGAAGUUGCUGGAUGCUGAAGAAAAGAGACUACAAGAGCUACAAGAAGACGAAGAGGAUAAGGAUAUUGAACAAUAUCUAGUGGCAGACGACUAG